Molecule: messenger RNA, 1179 nt
Organism: Adineta steineri
Lineage: Eukaryota; Metazoa; Rotifera; Eurotatoria; Adinetida; Adinetidae
Source: the annotation of a GenBank genome assembly
AUGAAACAUACUUAUCGAAAACAAUUGGAAUAUUUGUUUCGUCUUGUCAUUUUGGCCAUACUCUCUCUCCUCUCAUUAUUAACUAUUUAUCCAGCUCCUACAUCAACAUUAUGGUUAGUGUCUGUUAUAGCUAGCGAAUAUUCUAUCUUCUUUGCUGGAUUAACAUUCAUUACAUUACUAAGUGGAUUCUUUUCAAGUUGUUGUGUAAUAUUUGGAACAGUUAUUGGUCUUAUCACUCUAUUCUUAUUUUUAACUCCAAUUAUAAGAGCUCAUUUUAUUGUACAACAGUUACCCAGUAAUCUGAAGCAAGCAUUCAGUCAUGUUAACAAGAAUACAGUAUUGAACGAUAAAUUAUCUACGACUGAACCCUUCAGCAUUAGUAAACUAUUUCAAAGUACACGAAAGAUACCAUAUCAAACGUUUACAUAUGUUACUUAUGAUGAUAUUACUUUAAAAUUAGAUUACUAUCCAUCAACUAUUACUGGAAAACGACCUUGUGUAUUAGUAAUACAUGGUGGUUCUUGGAUUACCGGUUCUCGUAAACAAUUACCAGAACUUAACAGUCAUUUAGCACGCAUUGGUUAUCAUGUAGUAGCAAUUAAUUAUCGAUUAGCUCCAAAAUGGAAAUGUCCUGCACCAAUAGAAGAUACACAUGCAGCUUUGAACUAUUUACGAGAUCAUGCUGAUGAAUUAAAUAUUGAUAUUGAUAAUUUUAUACUUCUUGGUCGUUCAGCUGGAGGACAAAUAGCACUUUUAUCAGCUUAUACACUUGAAAAACUAGGUAUUAAAGGUGCAAUCAAUUUUUAUGGACCAGUUGAUAUGAUAUGGGGCUAUAAAAAUCCGACUAAUCCAUUGGUUUUAGAUUCACACGAAACACUUGUUAGAUAUGUUGGUGGUACAUAUGAAGACAUACCAGAAAAAUAUAAAGCAAGUUCACCAAUCGAAUUUGUUAAGAAAUCUACAGUACCUACUCUUAGUUUUCAUGGUGCAACUGAUGCAUUAGUAUUCGACGAACAUGCUCGUCGUCUUGCAGAUAAAUUAAAAGAAAAUGAAGUACCUAAUUAUUUUCUUCUACUACCUUGGGCUACACAUGGUUUUGAUUAUAAUCUCAAUGGCCCUGGUGGACAACUUUCAACAUAUGCAAUUGAAUAUUUUUUGCAUGUAGUUACUCAAAAAUAA